AAUAAAUGCUUCGGAUUGGUUUCAGACCCAGGUUACUUGCCUAUCACCUUAUAGCCCCUAAAACUCGCAGUGCAGUCAUGUCGACACGGAUCCCCACUAGCAGUCCAGAAGAAAUGCUGCGACAAGAGAAGAGGCUCAACCACUUGAGUGACCGGAUGAAUCAGUUCCAUCAGUAUUUCAAGAGGGAAUUUAACACCCUUCAUGAGCUAGCAGAUAUCCAUGCUCGUGUGGGCAUGCCGCUCUCGGUCUUCCUCGAAAUGGGCAAGAGCUUCAUCCAUCAUUUGACUCUGCAUCACACACUCGAGGAGCGACACUUCUUCCCCCUACUGGCGAAGAGAAUGCCUCAGUUCUCGCCGGACCACGAUAGUGAACACCUGAAAUCCCACAGCCAUAUCCACGACGGCUUGGACAAACUUGAAGCACUGCUCAAGAAGUGGACAGAAUCACCCUCGGAAUAUUCACCCACUGAACUGCGAGAGUGUUUGGACGGGUUCAAAGAGGUCCUCUUCCGUCACCUUGAUCAGGAAGUCGCCGAUCUUCGAGGAGAGAAUUUGCUGAAGUACUUCAGCGUCAGGGAAAUAGAAACCUUCCCUAUGUGAAUACUAGUACUUGAUCGGCCUUUAUACCUUGCAGUUAAGCACCAGCAUUUCAUUCUAACAAGCAACGCACAUACCCCACUCGCAAUUGCCAAGUCUCCGAGUCUCCGUUGUUACCGUAUGAACCCUCUGAUGUUCUGGCAGUCCAAGGCCUCAACAGCAGUUCACAUACGAAGCAUCUGUGUGUGCAACCUGGGCGCUCCUGGGCUGUCGUAAAACAGUAUGACAAGAUAAGAAACCAAGAGAACAUCACUUUCAGAUGGGCGCUGGCUGGGCAACAGCGACAAUGGGUAAUAUUAAACAUAAGGAGCUUC
Coprinopsis cinerea okayama7#130 is the source of this 910-nucleotide messenger RNA. RefSeq lists its product as hypothetical. The record is from RefSeq and is a predicted model, not a curated record. The transcript has 7 exons. Bases 6 to 599 code for a protein of 197 amino acids. Lineage: Eukaryota; Fungi; Basidiomycota; Agaricomycetes; Agaricales; Psathyrellaceae.